CAGUGCAUUGUGUAAGACGCGACCUGUUAUGGCCACCACUACUUCCGGGUUCCAGCAUUCUGGUCCAAAUCAACCUCUCCGCCUGUGCAACACACACUUUACACACGCACGGGGGACUGGCAGCAGGCAGCAUCGAUCGUGGCUCCUUUAAGACAAACUCAGACAGACAUUUUUUUAACCCUCUUCCUCUAGCCUCUCCAGUUGCAGCACUUGCAAAGGGGGGAGAGAGAGCAGGAGCGAGAGCUGAUUAGGAAUUAGGACUGAUUCAAGGAAAAAAAAGCCAGCGCUUUAGACCUUUAUGCAUUUGAAUAUUAACAUUUGAGGUGUCCUGACCAGUGGAAGCACACACAGCGGAUCGUCAUCAUUCAUUCACCACCUUGACAACCUCGUCUUUGAUUGACAGCUGGAGUGGCAAAAAGCCAUGAGACUUGGUAGUUGGGUUUGAGGGGCACUUUUAAAAAAAAAAACUGAUUUGGGGAAAGGAUAUUUGCUUUCUCCCCGCUGCUGUCUUGGAAACGAGAGGGCGAGAGUGAGACAGAGAGAGAGAGAGAAAGAAAGAAAGAGAAGGAGGGAGAGUUUUUUUUUUAAUUUUAUUUUUUUAAUGCUGAAUUAUUGUAUCGCUUCUCUGAGAUCCAGCAAGCUGAAGAUUUUACUCCAUUGCUCCCAUUGCUGGCGACGCUAAGGGAUUUUGACAAUUUUUUUUGGGUGGGGGGGGAGUUUGCGUUGUUUCUUUUCACACUGGCCUUAAAGAGGAUAUAUUAGAAGUUGAAGUAGGAAGGGAGCAAGCCAGGCCGAUGGCGCAAAGGUACGACGAUAUACCCCAUUACGGUGGGAUGGAUGGAGUAGGGAUCCCCACCACCAUGUAUGGGGAUCCUCAUGCCGCCAGGUCAAUGCAGCCUGUUCACCAUCUGAAUCACGGUCCUCCGCUGCACUCUCAUCAAUACCCACACACAGCUCACACCAACGCCAUGCCCCCCAGCAUGGGCUCCUCUGUCAAUGACGCUUUAAAGAGAGAUAAAGAUGCCAUUUAUGGACACCCCCUGUUCCCUCUUUUAGCACUGAUUUUUGAGAAAUGUGAAUUAGCUACAUGCACUCCCCGGGAGCCCGGGGUAGCGGGAGGCGAUGUCUGCUCCUCAGAGUCUUUCAACGAAGACAUAGCAGUGUUCGCCAAACAGAUCCGAGCAGAGAAACCCCUCUUUUCCUCUAAUCCUGAACUGGAUAACUUGAUGAUUCAAGCCAUACAAGUAUUAAGGUUUCAUCUGUUGGAAUUAGAGAAGGUACACGAAUUAUGUGACAAUUUCUGCCAUCGGUAUAUUAGCUGUUUGAAAGGAAAAAUGCCUAUCGAUUUGGUGAUAGACGAUAGAGAAGGCGGAUCAAAAUCAGACAGUGAAGACAUAACAAGAUCAGCAAAUCUAACAGAUCAGCCUUCCUGGAACAGAGAUCAUGAUGACACAGCAUCAACACGUUCUGGAGGAACACCAGGGCCCUCCAGUGGGGGGCAUACAUCACACAGUGGGGACAACAGCAGUGAACAAGGUGACGGCUUGGACAACAGUGUAGCUUCCCCCAGCACAGGUGAUGAUGAUGAUCCAGAUAAGGACAAAAAGCGACAUAAAAAGCGUGGCAUCUUUCCCAAAGUAGCCACAAAUAUCAUGAGGGCAUGGCUGUUCCAGCAUCUCACACACCCGUAUCCUUCAGAAGAACAGAAAAAACAGUUGGCACAAGACACAGGGCUCACUAUACUUCAAGUGAACAAUUGGUUUAUUAAUGCUAGAAGAAGAAUAGUUCAGCCUAUGAUAGACCAGUCCAAUCGAGCAGUAAGCCAAGGAACACCUUAUAACCCAGAUGGACAGCCAAUGGGAGGCUUUGUGAUGGAUGGGCAGCAGCACAUGGGAAUCAGAGCGCCAGGGCUGCAAAGUAUGCCAGGGGAUUAUGUGUCUCGGGGUAGCCCAAUGGGUAUGAAUAUGGGACAGCCAAGUUAUACUCCACCCCAGAUGCCCCCACAUCCUGCUCAGCUGCGUCAUGGGCCCCCCAUGCAUACCUACAUUCCUGGACACCCUCACCACCCAGCAAUGAUGAUGCAUGGAGGACCCCCCCACCCUGGAAUGCCAAUGUCAGCAUCUAGCCCCACAAUGCUUAACACAGGAGACCCAGCAAUGAGUGGACAAGUGAUGGACAUUCAUGCUCAGUAGCUUAAGGGAAUAUGCAUUGUCUGCAACAAUGACAGAUUUCAAAUAUUGUCUCUCUGCAAUGACUAUGGAGUUCCACUCUUGGCAUCUGCUUUGGACCAAGGAACAAUCCUAUUCUUCACAGGGACCCUGAAAAGCAGGAAACACCAACCGAAGUCAACUUCUGGGGACAUGCUAAAUAACUGUAUAAGACAUUAAGAGAACAAAGAGUGAAAUAUUGUAAAAUGCUAUUAUACUGUUAUCCAUAUUACGUUGUUUCUUAUAGAUUUUUUAAAAAAAAAUGUGAAAUUUUUCCACACUAUGUGUGUUGUUUCCAUAGCUCUUCACUUCCUCCAGAAGCCUCCUUACGUUAAAAAGCCUUACAGUUAUCCUGCAAAUGACAGAAAGGGCUUAUUUGCAGGAUUUUUAGAGCAUUAAAAUAACUAUGUCAGGCAGAAGAAUCUUUCUUCUAUCUUAGGAUUUCAGCCAUGCACACUCUCUCUCUCUCUCUCUCCCUUUCUCUCUCUGUCUCUCUCUCUCUUUCUAGCCUGGGGCGUGAAUUUGCAUGUCUAAUUCAUUUACUCACCAUAUUUGAAUUGGCCUGAACAGAUGUAAAUCGGGAAGGAUGGGAAAAACUGCAGUCAUCAACAAUGAUUAAUCAGCUGUUGCAGGCAGUGUCUUAAGGAGACUGGUAGGAGGAGGCAUGGAAACCAAAAGGCAGUGUAUUUGAAGCCUAAUUGUCACAUCAGAGCAUCAUUGUCCCCAUGCAGCAACAACCACCUUAUACAUCACUUCCUGUUUUAUGCAGCUCAAAACAUGAACUGAAGAUUUAUUUUUAAUAUGUUGACUUUAUUUCUGGGCAAAGCAUCAGUCGUGUGCAUUUUCCCAUAGUCCCAUCAUGGAGCAUUUAUGUAUACAUUGUAAAUAAAUUUUGUGCAAAAAGGACUGGAAAAAUGAUCUGUAUUAUUGCAAUUUUUUGUAAAAGUAGCAGUUUGGUAUGAGUUGGCAUGCAUACAAAUUUACUAAGUGGGAUAAGCUAAUUAUACUUUUGUUGUGGUUAAAACAAAUGCUUGUUGAUAGCCUUUUUCUAUCAAGAAACCAAGGAGCUAAUUAUUAUUAAUAAUAAUCAUUGCACACUGAGUCUUAGAGUUUCUGAUUUGAAACAGUUUGGAUUGUAUAAUAACUCAAAGCCCAGCUGUAGUAGUUUGAGUGCAGUAAUGAGAUCUGAAUCUAAAAUAAAAACAAAUUAUUUUUUGUCA
This is a messenger RNA of Alligator mississippiensis (American alligator), 3427 nucleotides long. It is a transcript of the gene MEIS1, whose product is annotated as Meis homeobox 1. Lineage: Eukaryota; Metazoa; Chordata; Crocodylia; Alligatoridae. The record is from RefSeq and is a predicted model, not a curated record. The transcript is spliced from 12 exons. Bases 795 to 2192 code for a protein of 465 amino acids. Gene Ontology annotation, biological process: embryonic pattern specification; hemopoiesis; animal organ morphogenesis. Gene Ontology annotation, molecular function: RNA polymerase II cis-regulatory region sequence-specific DNA binding; DNA-binding transcription activator activity, RNA polymerase II-specific.